Messenger RNA from Vigna unguiculata (cowpea), 1294 nucleotides. Its product is annotated as chaperone (DUF3353). NCBI's taxonomy places the organism in Eukaryota, Viridiplantae, Streptophyta, Magnoliopsida, Fabales, Fabaceae. Gene Ontology annotation, cellular component: chloroplast membrane. The record is from RefSeq and is a predicted model, not a curated record.
AUGUUACUAUUUCAAACACUCUUCCCUCACUCACUCCAAGCCUCACAUUCCGGUUUUUUUUUUUUUUUUUUUUUUAAUUUUUUCUUUCUCCAAACGCUUGAAUAAUUAUUACAAUUACAAUAAUAAUAACCAAAACGUAACAUGGCAUCCACUCUCUCCCUCCGGCCCGACCGACUCUCGCCCGGUUCAGUCUUCCUCAGACCGCCGGUCCGCCCUCUCCUGCACAAACCAAUCGCGGCCGAACCGUGGCGCGCCGCACCGCCGCGGAUACAGUGCCGGCGCAGGACGGUGGCGCCGGUCCACGCCGGCUCUCGCGCCGAUGACUCCGCGCCGUUCGAGAUGUCCGUGGAGAACGCGCUAAAGCUGCUGGGCGUGUCGGAGGGCGCGUCCUUCGAUGACAUACUCCGCGCAAAAAACGCCAUCCUCGCCAAUUGCAAAGAUGACCAAGAUGCCGUUGCUCAGGUUGAGGCUGCAUAUGACAUGUUGCUUAUGCAGAGCCUAACUCAGAGGAGGGCAGGGAAAGUAGCAAACAGUAGUGUUCGUUAUGCUGAUGUCAAGCGUGUUAAGCCCCCAACAACCGGAUCGAUGCCGCAGUGGUUGAAGAAUUCACCUGUGUCAGUUGAGUCACCUUCCACCAGUGAUCUCGGUUUACAAGCUGGAGUGUAUGGUGCAUUGAUGGGUUUAACCUAUCUUAAUGGGGCUUCUACACCCGUUGCAGCUUAUGCUGGGGCUGAUGUUCCUGGACUACUCUUGGCUGGUAGCUUUGGUGCUUCCCUGUACUUUAUGACCAAAAAGAAUGUUAAGUUAGGGAAGGCCACUGUGAUAACCAUAGGCGGCCUCGUAGCUGGCGCUGUUGUAGGGUCAGCGGUAGAGAACUGGUUGCAGGUAGAUAUUGUCCCAUUCCUGGGUAUACACUCCCCUGCUGCUGUUGUUAGUGAAAUCAUUAUUAUAUCUCAAUUCUUGGUUUCUCUGUACCUAAGGUAAACAGGAAAGCAUGGGUGAUCUUGCAUUAAAUUGUGAAACUUGUAAUUAUUCAUUUGCAUGCAGCAUGUUCAUACCCUAAGGUAGACAGGCAAGGCUACUGUUAUUACUUAUAACCAUAGGACUCAUAGCUGGCCCCCUGUGGUUGUGUCAGCUGGAGAGAACUGUUAUACCAUUUCUGGGCAUACGCUCCCUGCUGCUGUUGUUAGUAUAAUCAUAACUAUCUCAUAUCUUGGUUUUAUCUGUACCUAAGGUAGACAGGAAAAUAUGGUGAUCUUAUUUGAAAAUGUGAACUUGUAACUAUUCAUUUGCA